Messenger RNA from Eimeria acervulina, 1932 nucleotides. RefSeq names its product Heat repeat family protein, related, related. Bases 1 to 1932 code for a protein of 643 amino acids. NCBI's taxonomy places the organism in Eukaryota, Apicomplexa, Conoidasida, Eucoccidiorida, Eimeriidae. The transcript is spliced from 11 exons. The record is from RefSeq and is a predicted model, not a curated record.
AUGAGUCGUUUCUUUUUGUCACUGGAAGCUCUCAAUGGUUCCGUGGACGAUGAGUGCUCCUCCCUUGACCGUCUGCGGCGGUUUGCCAGCAGCAAGAUGGCUUCGCAACGGGUGCUUGCUGCGGGGCUGUUGGUGGAGGUUCUGGCUGAAGGUGCAGCAGCAGCAGAAGGGUUUGACCUGCAGCAGCUGAUGCAGCAGAUUGCCCGUUUCGUGCCUUCUCAGCAGCAGCAGCAGCAGGUGCAACAGCAGCAGCAGCAGCAGCAAGGGCUGGAUGGGGACGGCAAGCACUCCAACAGUAGCAGCAGCAGCAGUAGCAGCAGCAGCAACAGCAGCAGCAGCAGCAGCAGCAGCAAGAAAGGUUUCUUUGGGUCUUUCUUCUCAGCCAAAUCCUUAUCUCGCAUGCUCUGGGGGCCCCAGGAGGGGGGCCCCCGAGGGGAGUGGGGGGCCCCCAGCGAUGACAGGGGCCCCCGGGGGGCCCUCUGCGCACGCGGAGGAGACAUCGCUGCCUGCAUCAUUCAGGCUGAUCCAGACAAUGGGUACAGUCGGGUGUGCAACGAGCUGCUGCCUUUCUUUGAAGGUUUGCUGCAUGCAGCAGCAGACAUCCACACAAUGAAGGCAGCAGCAGACGCAAUUUUGCUUAUAGGGACGCAUCUCAGGCCUUGCGACCGUUUGACUCAUUUGCUGCCAAUUGGCCUUCGCCUGACUGUCGUUGCAGCCGUUGCUGCUGCUGAUGAUGGUGCUGAUACAGCUGCUGAUGCUGCUGCUGCUGAUCGUGAGUUUGCUGCUGUUGCUGCUGCUGCAGAUGUGUCCUGGUCUGGUUGCGUCCGCCUGGCAGCGAAGCAGCAAGUUUGCUUCUUCUUAACAUCUGUUGCUGAGUUCUUUUCUCCUGCUGCUUCUUUUGCCGCGCUGCAGCAGCAUCAGCAGCAGCAGCAGCAGCAGCAAGCAAGUCUGCAUCAGGGCAGCCAGAAAGGGGAUAAACAUCGCUGUGAGCAGCAGAAGAAGCAGCAGCAGAAGCAACAGCAGCAGCAGCAGAAGCAGGAAGCACAACUGCAGCAAGGCGAGCAGCAGCAGCAGCAGGAGCUGCAGCAACAGCAGCAGCUGGAAGGCGAACACUGCCUCUCAGAAGCAGCAAGCCCGCAUUGUGCUAGUGACAGUGACAGCAACAGCAGCAGCAACAGCAGCAGCAACGGCGAACAAACUAGCGGAGAAGCAGCAGGGGGGAUGAGUGAUACAGCAGCAGCAGCAACACCAGCAGCAACAGCAGCAACAGCAGUAGCAACAGCAGCGGGGCCUCCCCCACAAGAUUUGCCGCAAGCGAACGACGGAGCUGAGGAAGACAGCACAGCAGCAGCAGCAGCAGCAGCAGCAGAUCGUUUGAAGCUGCUGCUGCAUGCAUAUUGCAGCUUGACGGAGUCGGAGGCAGCAGAAGAAGAAGCAGCAAACCUGGGGCCCUUCUCCUUUGGGGGUGCUGCACAAGGUGUUGCAGCAAAUAGCAACAGCAGCAGCAACAGCAGCAGCAACAGAAGCAGCAACAGCAGCAGCAACAGCAGUAGCAGCAGCAGCAAAAGACAGGAAGUGCUCCAGCAGCAGCAGCAGCAAGAACAGCAGCAGCAGCAAGAGCAGCAGCAGCAGCAGCAAGGAGGCAGCAGCGACUGCAGCAAAUGUGCAGAAGAGCGCUGCCGGCGAGAAGAGGAAUUUGCAGAUGCAGCGCGGCGUCUCCUAGAUGAUGAAAACGCUGUCAAGGGAUCGUACCGAAGGGUUUGCGGUGUAUGUACAGCACGCUGCAAUAAAGACGGCGGGUUUGCUGGCGCAGCCACUUCCUUCUUCUUGCCGACGGGAUAUCGUUUGCAGUUUGGCGUCUGCCUGCGACUCUUCGGGGCAUCAAUUCUCUCUUCGGCUGAUUGCAGCGCAGCAGCUGCCGCUGCUGUUUGA